Molecule: messenger RNA, 3351 nt
Organism: Neofelis nebulosa (Clouded leopard)
Lineage: Eukaryota; Metazoa; Chordata; Mammalia; Carnivora; Felidae
Product: cytochrome P450 27C1
Exons: 9
Coding region: 173-1915 (580 amino acids)
Biological process (GO): cellular response to peptide hormone stimulus; cortisol metabolic process; C21-steroid hormone biosynthetic process
Cellular component (GO): mitochondrial inner membrane
Molecular function (GO): monooxygenase activity; heme binding; oxidoreductase activity, acting on paired donors, with incorporation or reduction of molecular oxygen
Source: RefSeq, a predicted model, not a curated record
CCAGAAAUAGGGUUGAAUUUAAAAUUUUGUGGUUUUAAAGAAGGCUUAAGGGGUGAAUUAGUGUGAUGUGAAGAGAAGCUAACCGCCUGGUUCUCCGGCAGUCUAACCACAGACCACCCCCAUUCCCCCAGCCUUAGGGGAGGGAGUCUUUAAUACCGGUCUGUGUAAACUGAUGCCCAGGCGGAAUGAGCUCGAAGAAGCGCCGCGCGCACCAGUUAAAGCGAAGCCAGGAGCCGCCCCAAAGGGCAGCUCCCUACACAAAAAAGUUGCUUCAGUCGACCCACCGAUCUGGGCGGCCUCGAUGGCCCUGCUGGCGCGAGUCCUGAAAGCCCGUGGGAGCCCGGCGCCCGGGCGCUGGGGGCUCCUGGACGCCGGGGCCCCGCGGCGGUGGCGGCCCGAGGGCGCUCGGCUGUCGGCGGGGGCGCGGGCCGAGGACAAAGGAGCUGGCCGGCGGGGGGCGCCGCGGGCCGCGGGCCGGACCGAGGGGCCCAGGAGCCUCGCCGCUAUGCCGGGCCCCCACCCCCUCGCCAACCUGGUGGAGUUCUUCUGGAAGGACGGCUUCGGCCGCAUCCACGAGAUCCAGCAGAAGCACACACGGGAAUAUGGAAAAAUCUUCAAGUCUCACUUUGGUCCUCAGUUUGUAGUAUCUAUUGCAGACCGAGACAUGGUGGCUCAGGUGCUCCGGGCAGAGGGGGCUGCGCCCCAGAGAGCCAACAUGGGGUCCUGGCAGGAGUACCGACACUUACGAGGGAGAUCCACCGGGCUCAUCUCGGCGGAGGGUGAACAAUGGCUCAAGAUGAGACGUGUAUUGAGACAAAGAAUUCUGAAACCGAGAGACGUGGCCAUUUUUUCAGGAGAAAUCAACCAAGUUAUUGCAGAUUUAAUUAAAAGAAUCUACAUCCUCAGGAGCCAGGCCGAAGAUGGAGAAACUGUGACCAGUAUCAAUGACCUUUUCUUCAAAUAUUCAAUGGAAGGAGUGGCCACCAUCCUGUAUGAGAGCCGCCUGGGCUGCCUGGAAAACAGCGUCCCGCAGCUGACCGUGGACUACAUCGAGGCGCUGGGGCUCAUGUUCAGCAUGUUCAAGACCUCCAUGUACGCGGGCGCCAUCCCCCGGUGGCUCCGCCCCUUCGUCCCAAAACCCUGGAGGGAAUUCUGCAGGUCCUGGGACGGACUCUUCAAAUUCAGCCAGAUCCACGUGGACAAUAAGCUGAGGGACAUACAGUGCCACAUGGACCGAGGGGAGACAGUGAGGGGCGGGCUGCUCUCUUGCCUUUUCCUCAGUCAGGAGCUGACACUGGAGGAGAUCUACGCCAACAUGACCGAGAUGCUGCUGGCGGGCGUUGACACGACAUCGUUCACAUUAUCCUGGGCAGUGUAUCUCCUUGCGAGGCACCCAGAAGUGCAGCAGACCGUGUAUCGGGAGAUAGUUAAGAAUUUGGGGGAAAGACAUGUCCCAACGGCAGCCGAUGUCCCCAAAGUCCCAUUGGUCAGAGCUCUGCUGAAGGAAACCUUGAGGCUGUUUCCAGUGCUUCCAGGGAAUGGCCGAGUCACCCAGGAAGACCUGGUUGUUGGCGGGUACCUGAUUCCCAAAGGCACCCAGCUGGCCCUCUGCCACUAUGCCACUUCCUACGAGGAUGAGAACUUCCCUCGGGCCAAGGAGUUCCGGCCGGAGCGCUGGCUGCGGAAAGGAAGCCUGGACCGAGUGGACAACUUUGGGUCCAUCCCCUUUGGGUUCGGGGUUCGGAGCUGCAUCGGGCGGAGAAUUGCAGAACUGGAAAUCCACCUCGUCGUGAUCCAGUUGCUUCAGCAUUUUGAGAUCAAGACAUCUUCUUGGACUAAAGCAGUUCCUGCCAAAACCCACGGGCUUCUGACGCCAGGGGGGCCCAUCCACGUGCGUUUUGUUAACAGAAAGUGAUCCUGGAUUUUUAAACCCAGCCAGCUGCCUGCCACAAACCAGUGUCAACUGAUGAUGGUGGAGGAAGGAAACCGUCACUUUCAGAGGCUGUCUUGGGGAUAAGCUGGCCUCCCUCCGUGUUUUGCAAGACUCAUAAAUCUUUAGGCAAAGUAAUGUGAAAAGAUUGUUUGGCUUUUGCAAACCAGAGCUGCCUUUUUUGGGGAAAUGGCUGUUUAAAAACCAGUGGCACUGAAUUCUCACGUCUCCUAUGUGGUCUUACUUGAUAUUCAGUUAGGCGUAGUCUCCUAUGCAUUUAUGCAAGGAAAUGUUGGCUUGCUUAUAAAUUCAGUGCUUGAAUAUAUGUUCUGUAAUGCUGCACCAGGACCCUGUCAGGAGGCGAGCUCAACUUAUUGUUUCUAAUGUGACGAGGAAACGUGUCUCUGUAAGACCACAAUUAUGGGAAAAAUUGAAUUGACAAUUGAAUGAACAAUUGAAAGAACAAUGAAUUGAACUUAUGGGAAGAAAGCGCCAGAGUCAACAUUUUAUCCUGAGCAGGGCUCAAAGUUAAAAGAACCAUAUUCUUACUUUUCUCUCCAAACUAGUGCUUCCUUUUCCAGUGAUGGCUCCUAAAGAAGUUGAAUGUUAGUUUUUGUUUAAAAGAAAUAAUCAAUAAAAUAGAGAACUCCUGGUGAAACCAAGAAUAAUUGGGUUUUCUAACCGAGUGUAAACACUGAGCAGAUGUAUAAGAAAGAAAACCUGACAGGGUGUAAUGUCGUGGUCUCAGCUGAGAAAAAUGAAUUACAGAAGCAUUGUGGAAAACAGAGUAACUUUAGUACAUUUUUAUUGCGAGGAAAAAUAAACAUGUAAAUGGACAUGCUGUAGAUAAAAUAAUAUUUUUAUCUUCAUGGUGUUAGUUUAAAGAUCUGGACUGGAAACGUGAUCCAGCGGCUGGUGCUUAUGUAAGGCUCCAAGUGGAUGCCUUGGGCCUCGGCACUGUUCGCUCGUGCCAAGUUCUGCUGCCUCUCCUGCUACUUGCUGGUUGCUAAUAAGAAAAAACACCAUUUGAUAACAUUCUCUCUGCAUGGUCGUGCUUGAAACUGCUUGUUCUCAAUCCCAUAAAUCUUUGCCCAUAACGCUUCCCCCAAAUCACUUCCCUACGAAUACAUACCGUACGUCUCCCCUGCCUUUAGUUAGUCGGGCUGCAAAAUAACCCUCCAGUAAAGUAGAAAUCAUAUUCAUUUCACAUACUGUUUUUGUUAAAGUAUGUAACAAUAUUAAGUCUGUGUGAGAAGACAGAAUAACUGUAGUAUGAGAGCUGUAAAAAUAUGUACAGUUAAAUAUGAAAUGAUGUCCUAAUAACUGACAAAAUGUUGGAUUACUUUGAGGUAUGUAAGCUUUUAUAAACCAGCUAUGAUUCUAUUCUGUUUGUGACUGAAAUUAAAAAGAAUUGAGACUAA